This is a messenger RNA of Daphnia magna, 2785 nucleotides long. RefSeq names its product CB1 cannabinoid receptor-interacting protein 1. Gene Ontology annotation, cellular component: plasma membrane; extracellular region. The transcript has 4 exons. Gene Ontology annotation, molecular function: lipid binding; type 1 cannabinoid receptor binding. The coding region runs from base 259 to 741 and encodes 160 amino acids. Lineage: Eukaryota; Metazoa; Arthropoda; Branchiopoda; Diplostraca; Daphniidae. The record is from RefSeq and is a predicted model, not a curated record. Gene Ontology annotation, biological process: negative regulation of signaling receptor activity; lipoprotein metabolic process; lipid transport.
UGCUCCAGUGAGCGUUUCAUGGUUACAGCACGCGGACGUCUUGUCACUCUGCUCAGGGAGUGCGCGGGACUGAACGUGAAGGCCUAAAGGCAUAGUCGAUUAAGCGGGAAGAAAAGACGGACGAUUAAUUUAAACAACAAUUUGUUCCUCGUCUGUGAUGUUAUUACUUUCGCGGUGAACUAUUACCCUCCCUCCCCCAAUUUUUUUUUUUUUAUUUAUUUAUUUUCUUUUAACGAACAAACUGGUCAUCGGUCCGCAAUGGGGUCCUUCCGAGUGACGUUGAGUCUCCACAAGGAGCCGGACAACAAGCCUGUAUUUUGCAAGGUGGACGGACAACGAUUCGCUCAGCCGAGGACAGUGAAAUUCCUUGCGGGUAGCAAAUACCGCUUCGAUAUUAACAUCCGUCCCGCCAAAACGGUCAGAGGCAUAGCCGUGAUGGAACGAGCCCUCGAAGUGACCGACAACUCAUCAAAGUUGGAAGACGAAAACGCAUCCAGCUAUUCCGCUUUUUUUCAAUUGGACAAUCUACAGCCGUCUAAGAAAGGGCAAAGAGAAUCGGUUUCCUUGCACGUGAAGAUGGACGGAGGUUACGAGUUCACUACGACACUGCAAAUCAAAAUCUACAACGCAAAGAGCACGCAACACUGUGACUGGGGAACGACUGUUCACUCGAUCGAGUACGAAUGCCACACCGACCAGCAGAAUAACAGCAUUAAAAUCGUCAAAGACACUUUCCGAUAAAGAACAUUUAAUGGACGGGCAAUUACAAUCAUUGCUGGUCAUCAAGUGAAACGACCCACCCACAUUAUAUGGCUUUCCAAACAAAGAAAUUAGGUUUCCCUCUACGAAUCAGAUUUCCAAAGAACAACGAGAUCUCAUCAGUUUUAAACGACAAAUAUUAGUGCAAAUUAUAUUAAAUGAAUCUAGUAGCAUUUCUGUCCUGGAUGUCGAGUGAUUGAUUGUGUUGUUUGAUUAAUUUAUUUGGCCUAUCAAACGGUAAGGCAAUGCUAUUACAUCCACCCUCAACCAUGACAAAGCAAGUCAUUUACGCCAAAGGUUUCAUCGUUCAAGCGAAUAUUGCAACAACAAAAAAUUGCAUCGCGUUUGUAGCAUAUUACCGAAAAGAAAGGGUUACUUCAAUGAAGAGGAGCUGUUUACGCAGGCAACACUAUCUAAGCAACGAUGGGAAAACUCUACUAGUGACGGCAUCGUUCCACCAAUGGAAAGACGACGAUAAGCCAGAGAGCGAUCACACUAUUGCGGCAAAAGUUCUAUACCCGCAGCACAUAUCCACUUCGAAUUUUAACCUCAUCCGCCUCCAGCUCCUCCUCCACGCCUAGUCGGACGGUAGCAUACGCCACUGCUUCCAUCCCCCAUUAACGGAUUGUACUCUGAAUAAUGAUCAUGUGGAUGUUAAUGUUUAAAAAUCGCCUGUUUUAGAAUACAGUUUGUUGAAUGCUUCAAAAUGCAGUAAUGCUUUUACCUGGCUUCAACUUUGAUUUGUCAGAUUUCUUUUUUAACACACCCUGUUGAAGUUGGUCAUUACUGGAUUCUGCUGCAAGAGUUUUACUGCUUCUACCUAACUUUGUGCCAUACUUCUCCAGGUUCUUUAACUUUUCUUGGCGCAAAAGUUCUUCUUUCUAUCAAAAUUAGAGGGGAAAAAAUCAAGUGGGAGCUCAAAAGAAUUUGUUCAAAACACAGACCUCUUUUUGCUUUAUGGCGUGUUCUCUGGCUUUUUUGUCAUACUCUUCUUGCAUUUGCCUUCUAGCUAAUUCCACAGCCUCUUGCCUUGCAAGGAUCUCAUCUGCACCUGAGUUGAUAAAACCAUAAUUCUAAUCGGUUUUCUUCAAUGAAAAUAGGCUUCCUUCUUACUAAGAUUUGAGUACUCGGCUGAGCUGGUAACCUGGGAAGAACGAAACUUCUGCACAAGGUAGUAGACACCAAGUGCAAUAAAGAGAAGUAGCCAUGGAUUGAUACUAGUGAGGACGGAAAGAGCUGCAAACACAAGUGUAAAUCAAGAUUGGCUCGACAAACCAAAAUACUAGAUGACAUACUUUGCUCAAAAAUACUCUGUUGGAUGCCACUUGGUCCCCGACUGCUUUCAAACGUGCUAUCCAUGUCGUCUUCCACUACCGUUUCCACCGUCGCCCAUUCGUCGGAUUCCGUCAUAUUACUUUAUUCAGAUUGAUCAAUUCAUUCGUAGAAAUAUCGUACUACUUCCCAAAGGAAUUAAUGUUUACAAAAGUGCCCUGUCACUUUUUUGACGGUAAAGCUCUCUCCGUUAAGCAGUUCACGCCAUCUAGCAGUGAAGUUCACAGUAAGAUUCACAAUAAAAAUUGAUGGGACGACAGGGAAGGGUAGCAACAGGAAACAACAAUAUGGGUGCAACAAGAUUGUGCAAUUUUCAAGGGUUCCUCCACCUAUUGGUUAGCCAAGAGCAUGCCAACUACGUAGAAUCUUAGCACAAAGUUUUAGAGUAGUCGGUCCAAGAGAACCUCUUUGAGGCUUCGAUGAUAAACCCGGUAGUGUCCUUGUUUACCAACAUCAAUUAUUAAUGUGACAGUUGAGCAAGCGUAUCGCCUUGGAAGAAACUGUAGCAUUUCAUCUUUAAACAUGGGCAAUAACAAUUCCGUUUCUGUUGGCCCAAAUGAAGGAAAUCAAACUAUGAAGACACCAUCAUCAAAUAGGUAUCAUUCAUAUUUUUAUCUAUCAACUCAUUUCCUAAUUUCAAGUUGGUGUAGGAAAAUGGCAUGGCAAAGUGAAGAUACCAAGGCAGAUGAACUUG